GUCAUUUCCGCGUCUGCGCGUUUGUUGAAACAUACUCACGUGCCCCGGCGGAGGGGCGGGGUUAGGGUUAGCUCACAUGACAGUACUAGUGGGUGGUCCACUGUGGACAGGAGGAGAGCAGAAGAUAACCACUGGUGUGGUCACCGCUCUGUAUUGUCCAAUAUCCACCCAGUUAUUGACAUUUUAUUUACUAAAGGAUCGAGACAAGCCAUCUGCUGGUGGGAUAAAUGCUGUUAAAAAACAUAUAAAUAAAUAUAUACAGAGAAUAAAAGUAAUAAUAAUUAGCAAGAACAACUGACUCCCUCUGCAGCAGAUCAAUUGAAAAAGACAAAGACAGAUUUAAGCAGAUUUUAGCAGAAAAUCAUUUAGUUUCACAAUUAUUAGUCCUUGGUUCAGGCUCUGGACCACAGAGGAGAGGAAAACCAGGUUUACUAACUCUGUACAUGUUCUGCUGCUCAACAUCUGGAAGGUGGGUGUUUACAGGGCAGGUGUAACCGAUGCCCAUGAUGUGUGCUGCCACCUGGAGGGUGAAGGUCAGACACCUCAUGGUGUUCAGCACACAGGCCAGGAACUUUAAGGAGUGAAAAACUACUAAUUACCUACACACACACACACACACACAGUGCCACAAGAAUUCAAUUCCAGGUAGGAAGAAAAAAAACAGGGACAAAAGGUGAAAUGUUUUUGCUUUAUCUCCACACACACCUGGUGUGUUGAUGGUGGGUGGGACGUCGGGACCACAUGGUCAGUUGGGUUUGUGGACCAGAGCGGAGCAGAGGUGCAGCUAUGGCCCAGGUGAAGGAGGCAGGAGACGCAGCAGCGAGGAGUCAGCAGGUUGGUGCAGAGCUUUACUCUGUCAUGGCUGCAGUCGGCUCCAGUCCAGUGACAGCAGACACAGGAGGCCCAGUGAGUGGAGGUCCAUCGUGUGAGACCCCCGUGGCUGCUGAUCUGGGGCGGAGGAGCAGGACCUUCUCCCCAGCCAGGAGACGCCACCGCACCACCUUCAGCCACAAGCAGCUGGAGCAGCUGGAGGUGGCGUUCAGACAGAACCAGUACCCUGACGUCUUCUACAGGGAGGAGCUGGCCCGCAUCACCAAACUCAACGAGGCCCGCAUCCAAGUUUGGUUCCAGAACAGGAGAGCCAAGCAGCGGAAACAGGAGCGCUUCUCUCAGAAGCCUCUCCCAGUGGGUGUCGUGCCCGCCCAUAGGGGUUUGCUGGGGGGCGUGCACAUGCAGUCACCCGGGGUGGCCCGUCAGUACUACACCCAGCACCUGCCACAUAUAUCACACCUGUCUCCCAUGUUGCCCUCCGGGACAUACCCCUGUCACCCAGGUCCUGUCAGCCAGUGCCCCUGCCCCAGUGUGGCCCCCCAGUCGACCUCACAGCGUCAACAUGAGGAGUGGUACGGCGCACUGAGGACCAACCUGUCCUCACCCAUGUUCUCGCUGUCCUCUGUGCAGCCCCUGGAGCCCACCUCCUACUGGAGCUAAAACGGAACUGCAACAGAAGAAACUUUGUCUGUGUAUCUGCUAACCAGAAGUCAGUCUAACGUUACUGACGUCACACAGAUGUUUACUGUCAUAAUGUGAAUUUAUUAAAUGUCUUCAAACUGAGCAGAAACUCUUCAUCACAUUUAUUCACAGGUAUUGUGAGGUAUUUUACAGCCGCUGCCUCCAUCUCCUGGAUUUUAUCUGAAAUCUGGACAGAAGUGUACCACUGCUGUAACGCUUGAAUGAUUACAGCCUCCAGUCACUAGGUGGCAGCAAUUCAUACAGCCGUUUGUAGGGAUAAAAAAAAUACAUUUUAUCAGGCCAGACACAGACUUUAAAUGCCAGUUGUUGUUUUUGUUUUUGUUGUUUUAAUAACUCCACAUCCCAGAAAUACCAUGGCUGCACGUGUAAUAUUUCCAGAUCAGGAAUUUCUGCAAACACUGAUGACAAAAAUAUAGAAUUUAUCUAUACAAAAAUCUCACCUAAGAAAAUAAUACAUGUUUUUUUUUUUUGUUCACACAGACCUGAAACAUUUUUAUCACAAAAAU
Molecule: messenger RNA, 2039 nt
Organism: Cynoglossus semilaevis (tongue sole)
Lineage: Eukaryota; Metazoa; Chordata; Actinopteri; Pleuronectiformes; Cynoglossidae
Gene: prop1
Product: PROP paired-like homeobox 1
Exons: 3
Coding region: 742-1491 (249 amino acids)
Biological process (GO): regulation of transcription by RNA polymerase II
Molecular function (GO): DNA-binding transcription factor activity, RNA polymerase II-specific; RNA polymerase II transcription regulatory region sequence-specific DNA binding
Source: RefSeq, a predicted model, not a curated record